Prunus mume (Japanese apricot) is the source of this 507-nucleotide messenger RNA. NCBI's taxonomy places the organism in Eukaryota, Viridiplantae, Streptophyta, Magnoliopsida, Rosales, Rosaceae. The record is from RefSeq and is a predicted model, not a curated record.
AUGGCAUACUACUCUUCUUUUCAGUUGCUAGGUUUCUUCUGCUUGAUGAUCAGCUUUCUUCAGCUCAUUCUACUCCAAGCCUUGGCUUGGGGACCUGAUGUUCCUACACAAGGCUUUGUCACCCUCCCUUUUAACCGAUCAUUCUACCAUAUUCAGAAGCCUUACGAUGUCCCCGAAGACCAGCGCUUCAGCUUCGUGAUGUGUUUGGAGCAAGUCCUCCUCAUGCCACAACUCUUAAUGCUUAGGGUUUACAGUGGUUCACUCAUGUACUACACGGGUCCAGUGUUGGUACCAAACAUCUAUGACAAAUGGUUCAAGUUGAAUGUGAUUCACGAUGUUGAAGCUGCAAAAGUGAAGGUUUACAUUGAUGGAUGUCUCAAAUUAGAGGCAGAUGGUCGUGGAGGCACAUCUCAUGCAUUCAAAUGUGGUGUAUACGCCCAGCAUAAUGACUCCUUUUACAUGGGACGAAACACAUCCAUCCAAGUUUCAAGAAAGUGUAGACCUUGA